This is a messenger RNA of Dothidotthia symphoricarpi CBS 119687, 11938 nucleotides long. RefSeq lists its product as uncharacterized. NCBI's taxonomy places the organism in Eukaryota, Fungi, Ascomycota, Dothideomycetes, Pleosporales, Dothidotthiaceae. The coding region runs from base 286 to 11697 and encodes 3803 amino acids. Gene Ontology annotation, cellular component: nucleus; SAGA complex; NuA4 histone acetyltransferase complex. The transcript is spliced from 4 exons. Gene Ontology annotation, molecular function: protein binding; transcription coregulator activity. The record is from RefSeq and is a predicted model, not a curated record. Gene Ontology annotation, biological process: DNA repair; regulation of DNA-templated transcription.
CCAGCAGCUUUCACGCUGGACGCGACCUUAGUCCCACCACCAACACUCUUUGUCAGGUCAUGACUGUAAUGACCAUAUAGGCACCGUAGCCUCCCAUUUCCCUGCCACCAAAUAAUAUUCACCCGUGCUACUCGCGCACACCUACUGCAACCCAGGCGAACGCAGCCUCCCGACCAAUGCACCUUCCUCCUACCGCGACAUAGACCGACGAUAUUGAGGGGGAGUGCAGUCGAGGACUCAACUGAAGAUACAGACGAGCGGCGACGCGCUGCGCACAACGCGACCAUGGCGACGAACAACUUCGAGGCUAUGGCCUCCAAGCUGGACGAUGCGAAUUCUGACCUCCGAACGAGGGGCACCCUCGCCAUCGACAUACGGGACAACAUCGAGACAUACUGCCAGGGCGCACAGUAUGCUGUCUUCCUGAACCACCUCGUUCCCGUCUUUCUGAAGAUCCUGGAUGGGAACCCCGUCUUCAUAUCCACGUCGCCAGAACAGCGAAUACGGAACUGCGUCCUGGAGAUCUUGCACCGGCUUCCCAUGAACCCAGUCGAGGCGGUGGAACCCCAUGCGGCGAAGAUAGUGGACAAGCUUAUGAGCUUGGUGAAGCUUGAGAACGAAGAUAAUGCGGUGCUCUGCAUGAAGACCAUCAUGGACUUCCAGCGACACCAAACAAAGGCCCUCGCGGACCGCGUACAGCCCUUCUUGGACCUCAUCCAGGAGAUGUUCGAGACAAUGGAACAGGCAGUUCACGACACGUUUGACAGCAACGCGCCCGCGCCCGCGUCGCAGGGCGUGCCAUCGACGCCCAACAACCCACAAUAUUCGCAGUCGCCACGACCGAGCUCUCCGGCGACCGCCCUCACAUCAGGCCCCGCGGGCGACAUUGGGUCUGAACACCAGCAGACGCGCAUGCUGCUCAAGGGCAUGCAGUCGUUCAAGGUCCUCGCCGAAUGUCCGAUAAUAGUAGUGUCGCUCUUCCAGGCAUACCGCAACUGCGUGAACAAGAAUGUAAAGCUUUUUGUUCCCUUGAUCAAGAACGUGCUCUUGCUCCAGGCCAAACCGCAAGAGAAGGAGCAUGAGGAGGCAAAGGCCCAGGGCAAGAUCUUCACCGGGGUCAGCAAGCAGAUUCGCAACCGCGCUGCGUUUGGAGACUUCAUUACAGCUCAAGUCAAGACUAUGAGCUUUCUGGCUUACCUGCUCAGGGUGUAUGCGAACCAGCUGAACGACUUCCUACCGACGCUACCAGACAUUGUGGUACGACUGCUCAAAGAUUGCCCGCGGGAGAAGUCCGGCGCGCGCAAAGAACUUCUGGUGGCUAUUAGGCAUAUCAUCAAUUUCAACUUCCGGAAAAUCUUUCUUAAGAAGAUCGACGAGCUCUUGGAUGAACGCACGUUGAUCGGCGACGGCCUCACAGUGUAUGAGACUAUGCGACCACUGGCCUACAGCAUGUUGGCUGAUCUGAUACAUCACUUGCGCGAUUCCUUGUCGAAGGAGCAGAUCCGCCGCACGGUCGAGGUGUACACGAAGAACCUCCACGACAGCUUCCCAGGCACGAGUUUUCAAACUAUGAGUGCGAAACUUCUCCUUAACAUGGCUGAGUGUAUCGCCAAGCUGGAGCCGAAGGAAGACGCGCGAUACUUCCUGAUCAUGAUCCUGAACGCCAUCGGUGAUAAGUUCGCAGCUAUGAACCGCCAAUAUCACAACGCUGUAAAGCUAUCUGCGCAGUACAGCCAGCCUUCCAUCGAUGCGGUUGAUGAGAACCACAUGGCUGUGCAAGAGCAGCCUCCUGACUGGGAUGAGAUUGACAUCUUCAACGCGACACCGAUCAAGACUUCGAAUCCACGAGAUAGAAGCUCUGAUCCGAUUGCUGACAAUAAGUUUUUGUUCAAGAACCUGCUACAUGGACUGAAGAAUCUGUUCUACCAGCUGCGAGUAUGCAAUCCCGCCAAGAUCAAGGACGAAAUCGACGUUGCCAAUGCGUCAGCCAACUGGCACGAGGUGUCAUUCGGGUACAACGCAGAAGAGGUAGAGGUUUUGAUCAAGCUAUUCCGCGAGGGCGCAAAGGUCUUCCGCUACUACGGAACAGAAAAGCCGCAAGAUGCACAGGGCCUGUCGGCAGGAGAUCUCAUGGGCAACCUGCACAUGAUGUCGAGCGGAAAGGAAGAGAAGGAGCUUCUGGAGACGUUUGCGACUGUUUUCCACCACAUUGACCCGGCUACAUUCCACGAAGUGUUUUCAUCUGAGAUACCCCAUUUGUACGAUAUGAUGUUCGAUCACCCGGCGUUACUCCAUGUCCCGCAGUUUCUGCUCGCUUCCGAGGCGACGUCGCCCAGCUUUUCCGGCAUGCUGUUGCAGUUUCUUAUGGAUCGGAUAGAAGAAGUCGGGACUGCGGAUACGAAGAAGUCGUCGAUAUUGUUACGCCUCUUCAAGCUGUCUUUCAUGGCCGUCACGCUCUUCUCGGCGCAGAAUGAGCAGGUUCUUCUGCCGCAUGUCAGCAAGAUCAUAACGCAGUCGAUACAGUUGUCGACGACGGCCGAGGAGCCAAUGAACUACUUUCUUCUUCUCAGGUCGCUGUUUCGAAGCAUUGGCGGCGGGAGAUUCGAGCACCUCUACAAGGAGAUUCUCCCCCUUCUGGAGAUGCUACUGGAUGUGCUCAAUAAUCUUCUGGUCACGGCACGCAAGCCAGCUGAGCGUGACCUGUUUGUGGAACUGUCUCUCACUGUGCCGGCGCGGUUGAGUAACUUACUUCCUCAUCUCAGCUACCUUAUGAGGCCGCUGGUCGUGGCGUUGCGGGCUGGAUCAGAUCUCGUUGGGCAGGGGUUGCGCACGCUGGAGCUUUGCGUGGACAACUUGACUGCUGAUUAUCUGGACCCGAUCAUGGCGCCUGUCAUCGACGAACUCAUGGCUGCGCUUUGGGAACACCUAAAGCCAAAUCCUUACAGUCACUUCCAUGCCCAUACCACAAUGCGCAUUCUAGGGAAACUCGGUGGCCGGAAUCGCAAGUUCAUCACUGGACCCCCGGAGUUGGAGUACAAGGAUUACUCGGACGAUCAGUCGUCCAUCGACAUCCGUCUCAUCGGCUCGACCAAGGACCGCGCCUUCCCAGCUGCCAUCGGUAUCGACACUGCGAUUUCGAAACUCCAUGAGAUACCUAAGCUGCCGGCUGCGAAGAAGUCGGACGUUUUCCACAAGCAGCAAGCGUUUCGACUCAUCACUGCGCACACGAAGCUCAUGAUUGGGUUCGACAACUUGCCCGAGGACUUUGCGCAGUUAGUACGACUACAAGCAAAUGACUUAUGCGCGAAGAAGUUCGACCUUGGUUACGACGUCCUGUCGGCUUCUGAACGCGAGAAAUCCAUCUCCAAGAAGAACGUCGAGCAGGAAACUCUGAAGAAACUCUUGAAAGCCUGCGUUUUCGCCGUGUCGAUACCGGAUCUCAAGUCGGAGGCUGAUACCUUGGUGACGAAUCUGGCGAAGCACUUCGCUAUUCUUGAGCUUGGGUCACAAUUUGCUAUUUCUAAACACAAGGCCAAGCUAUUCGAAGUGCACUCUGGAGAGGGUCCGAUUGUUAUCGAGAGCGAUGUCAUCUCGGAAGCCCUUGGCGAGUCCCUCGCAUCUGAGCAUGGGGUAGUCAGAGACGCCGCUGAGCAGGCCAUCCUGACCAUACGGGAUACUGUUCGAACGAUGUUCGGAGACAAUGACAAGCUCGAUAGAUUCCAGUUUUUCAACGAGCUCGCCAGCACGUUUUGCCACAACUGCCACGCCGACGACUGGUUUAUGAAGUCUGGAGGAACACGUGGAAUAGAGAUCAUGAUACGCAAGAUUGGUCUGCCUCAGUCGUGGAUGGUCGCUCGCCAUUUCGAACUCAUCCGAGCGCUGAAUUUCGUUAUGAAAGAUAUGCCUAUUGACCUGGACUCCAAGACGCGCAUACAGGCCGAGGGGCUCAUAGAGGACUUGAUCCGACGAUGUCACAAGACGACGUCUAAAGAAGAGUUCGAGAAGGGACAAAACAUUACGCUGCGAUUGUGUGGACAGUUGGUGGGGGAUCUGUCACAUAUGAACAAGUGUGUGCGGGAAGCUACACAGAAGGCAUUCCACGUCCUGUCCGACGUGACUGGUCUCGGUGUCCAUGAGCUCAUUGUUCCCGUCAAGGACAGACUCAUUGUGCCUAUCUGGACGAAGCCGCUUAGGGCGCUGCCAUUCGGAAUACAGAUCGCGUACAUCGACGCCAUCACCUUCUGCCUGAAGCUCAAGAACAACAUCCUUGAGUUUAACGACCAAUUGACUAGAUUGCUUAUGGAGUCGCUGGCGUUGGCUGAUGCGGAGGAUGAGGGUCUUGCGAGUAAACCCUUUGAGCAACGUAAUGCGGAGCACAUUGUCAACUUGCGCGUCGCUUGUAUCCGUCUUUUGUCUACGGCGCAGAAUUUCCCUGAGUUUAGCACCACGCCGCCGAAUGCUACGUUCCUUCGCAUCAUUGCGGUUUUCUUUAAGUGUCUCUACUCCAAGUCGCCGGAGGUUAUCGAAGCGGCCAACAUUGGCCUGUCUGGCGUCAUCUCGGCGACGAACAAGCUGCCAAAGGAUAUUCUGCAGAGCGGUCUCCGGCCGAUUCUUGUUAACCUCCAGGAUCCGCGGAAACUGUCGGUUGAGAAUCUGGACGGCCUGGCACGAUUGCUGAAGCUUCUUACCAACUACUUUAAGGUGGAGAUUGGAACGAGACUCCUGGACCACUUGAAGAGCAUCGCGGACCAGAACAGCCUGCAGAAGAUUUCUUUCACGAUGAUCGAGCAGAACCCCAAGAUGAAGAUUGUCACAGGCAUCUUCAAUAUCUUCCAUCUCCUUCCUCCAGCAGCCUCGACGUUCCUCAAGCAGAUUAUCGAGAAGGUGCUUGAGUUGGAGACGGCGUUGCGACGCACGCAUUAUAGUCCGUUCAGGGAGCCGCUGAUCAAGUUUCUCUGCAUGUAUCCCAAGGAAUCUUGGGAUCACUUUGCGCCAACACUGAAGGAUCAGACUCAAGGUCGCUUCUUCGCGCAGCUCCUUGAAAAUGAGGCAAGUGGCCCGCUGCGGAAACAAGUCAUGGAGGAUGUGCCUGGUUUCUUGGGUGCGUUCCAGCUCGAUGCAUCGGAUAAGGAGAUAUGCCAGGCUCAGCUCAACGCUAUCCACAUCGCCUAUGCGCUGAGUCAGUCUGAGGACACGAGCAAAUGGCUUGUCUCCCAUGAUGACUUGCGGAAGGGACUACUUGAGGCUGCGAGGUCACUGGAGAAGAAACUCCGACAGAACAGUAUUGACCCUGAACUGCGACUGGCGACGGAACAAGCUGGCGAUCAGAUCAUGGUCAUUCUCACUACGUACCUCAAGCAUGAGCCCGAGAGCCUGGACUUCUUCUUCGAGCUCGUCGAUGCUGUUACUUCGGAGGAAUUGAAGGCUUCCCCGCUGCUGUUUGACUUCAUCUUCGACCAGAUUGUCUCGAACGAGUCCGUCGAGUACUGGAAGACUUUGAUCCAUAAGUGUAUCGAUAUGUACACGUCGCGGAACUCGUCGCAGAAGACGAAGACUUUCAUCUUCCGGUACAUUGUCAAUCCUAUCUUCGCCAUGGAUGUCAAGCGGAACUGGGACGGGUUGUUCGAGCAGAAGACGAAGGGUACCAAGUUGAUGGACAAGGCUAUGACGGAGACGAUUCACAACCGUUUGUGGAAACCGCAAUCCUUGACCGAUACGUCGGAGGAAACGGCGCAGCUUGGUGUCGACCAUUCGCGGAUGGAGUUGCUCCAACUGACCACACUGCUGCUCAAGCACUACUCCGGCAUGAUACAGGAUGCCCGCAAAGAUGUCAUCAAGUUUGCGUGGAAUUACAUCAAGCUGGAAGACAUCAUCAACAAGUACGCAGCCUACGUUUUGAUCGCAUUCUUCAUCGCGCAAUAUGACACCCCCGUCAAGAUCGCAAUCCAAGUCUAUCAAGCCCUCCUCAAAGCGCACCAGAACGAGGGUCGUUCGCUGGUCAUGCAGGCCCUCGAGCUCAUGGCGCCGGUUCUGAAGAAGCGCAUGGGUGGCGGUGACGCGAAGAUGCCUCGCUGGAUCCAGUACCCACGCAAGGUUCUCUCCGAGGAAAGCUCUAACCUACAGCAGCUCAUGAGCAUCUUCAACUUCCUUGUUCGACACCCGGAUCUCUUCUAUGAAGGCCGCGAGCAUCUGUCCCCAAUCAUCAUCACGGCUCUCUCUAAGAUCGCGCAACCGCCAAACUACAGCACCGAUGCGAAGAAGCUCGCGCUGAACCUGAUCAGUCUCAUCCAUAAGUGGGAGGAGCGUACUGCAAAUGACGCUGGUGGCGCGAUUGACCGGGCGUCGCAGUCGCCGCAGGGGUUUAAGAGGAAGGCGGAUGGAUCGAUUGUCGCCCCUGGAUCGCUGCCUAAGGGAUUCGUCGCUCAGCCCGCUAUUCGCAUGAUGCUGAUCAAGUAUCUCAUCUCAUUCAUUGCAUAUCUUCCUGAACGCUUUCCUGUCGCCUCGCCAAAGUCCAAGGAAGUGGCUCCCGUCGCUGCAAACACGCCACAGCCUGCUGAGAUCUGCAGAAAGGGUGUGCUGCUGCUACAUGAUUUGCUCUCGUCUCGACUGUGGAGUGAUUUGGAUCUGGACCUCAUGCUCACGAAGAAGAUCGAGGAGAUUCUUCUCUUCGAGAUGAAGCAGGAUGACAAGCCAGAGGUCUUCAACACGCGCAUGAUCAAUACGCUUCAGCUUGUCAAGGUCAUCGUCAAUGUCAAACCGGACGAUUGGGUGUUGCAGCGCGUUCCUCAGUUCCAGAAGAUGCUGGAGAAGCCGAUUCGUUCCGAGAAUGCGGAUGUCCAGGCGAGCCUUCAUGCGGCUGAUGAGUCGGAAGACGGGUCGAUGAAACUGAAGCCGAUACUGAAGCGUAUCUUGGAAGUCAUGCCAGAGCCCAUCACAGAUGACGAGGGGAAUACAGAGGAAUCUCCAUCGACAGACUUUGUCAACUUCCUUGGUGCUGUUGCGACAGAGGCGCUUUCUAACGGUUCUUAUGUCUGCGCUAUCAACAUACUCUGGACUCUGUGCCAGAAGCGCCCGGAAGAGAUCGACCAGCACAUUCCGCAAGUCAUGAAGGCGUUCCAAGGGAAAAUGGCUAAGGACCAUCUCGCUGGUCACAGCGCUAUACCCGGCCAGCCUGCUGCUCCUGGCAUGCGCCCCGAAGGAGGGAACCCGCCGACCGACCCCCGCGAAGUCGAAAUCCAGACAGACCUCGUCCUCAAAACAGUUGACAUCCUCGCCGCGCGCAUGAAUGAACUCGGCGAAAACCGAAGGCCGUACCUCAGUGUGCUGGCGUCGCUCGUCGAGCGAUCUCAGACUAAUUCUGUUUGUAUGAAGGUGCUGGAUCUGGUCGAGGACUGGAUCUUCCACUCUACCGAGCCGGUGCCGACGCUGAAAGAGAAGACGGCUGUGCUGAGUAAGAUGCUGUUGUUCGAACAUCGACAGGAUACUUCGCUUCUGACGCGCUUCCUCGAUCUGGUCAUUCGGAUCUAUGAGGAUCCGAAGAUUACGAGAUCGGAGUUGACGGUCAGGAUGGAACAUGCCUUCCUCAUCGGCACGCGGGCCCAGGAUGUCGAUAUGCGGAAUCGGUACAUGACUAUCUUCGAUAAGAGCUUGAGCCGCACUGCAGCUAGUCGAUUGAGUUAUGUGCUUGCUUCGCAGAACUGGGAUACGCUUUCCGAUAGUUAUUGGUUGAGCCAGGUCAUCCAUUUGAUGUUUGGCUCUGUGGAGAUGAACACGCCCGCGCAACUGCACGCCGAUGACUUCCGACUCAUGCAACCGACCACUUUCUUUGGCACGUACAGCAAGGACCCGAGGAUCGCGGAUAUCAUGGUCGACGAUGAUCUGGAGAGCUUGGUCAACAACCAUCGCCGUUUCUGCAGCCAGUUGGCUGACGUGAAGAUCAAGGAUAUCUUCGAGCCACUGGGACAUUUGCAACAUACGGACAGUACUCUGGCGCAUGAUAUUUGGGUUGCUUUCUUCCCCUUGGCGUGGACGGCACUCACGAAAGAUGAUCAGAGCGAUCUGGAGAAGGGCAUGACCGCGUUGCUCACCAAGGACUACCACUCGCGUCAACUCGAUAAGCGACCAAAUUGCGUUGCUACUAUGCUGGAUGCCAUCGUACAUGCUCGUCCGCGGGUUAAGUUCCCUCCGCAUAUCAUGAAGUACUUGGCUCAGACAUACAACGCUUGGUACACUGCGGCUGUGUAUAUGGAGGAUUCUGCCAUCUCGCCGGUCGUCGAUGUGGAGAAGCUGAGGGAGAGCAAUCUCGACGCUCUUCUAGAGAUCUACAGCGGCUUGCAAGAGGACGACUUGUUCUAUGGUACGUGGCGACGCCGCUGCCAAUUCAUCGAGAGCAAUGCCGCCCUCUCGUACGAGCAGUGCGGCAUCUGGGACAAGGCACAGCAGAUGUAUGAGGCAGCGCAGAUCAAGGCAAGAACUUCUGUGCUGCCCUUCUCGACUGGGGAGUACAUGCUCUGGGAGGACCACUGGGUGAUUUGCGCGCAGAAGCUGCAGCAGUGGGAGAUUCUGAGCGAUUUCGCUAAGCACGAAAAUUUCAACGAUCUCUACUUGGAGUCUACAUGGAGGGUUUUCGACGCCUGGCAGAAUACGGAGACGAGGGAGCAGCUUGAUGCGACGAUCAAGGCGGUGAGCGAUGCGCCGACGCCGAGACGAGUGUUCUUCCAGACCUUCAUGUCGCUGCUUAAGCUGCACGCGAAGCAAGAGUCGCAGCCUGAGUUUCAUCGGCUGUGCGAUGAGUCGAUCCAGCUGUCGAUUAGGAAGUGGCAUCAACUUCCUAAGCGCAUUACGCAGGCGCACAUCCCGCUGCUUCAACACUUCCAGCAGCUGGUGGAACUUCAUGAUGCUAGUGUCAUCUGCCAGAGUCUCGCCCAGACUACGCAAUCCAAUCUGGAUAUGAAAUCCCAGGAGCUCAAGCUGCUUUUGAGUACUUGGCGCGAUCGACUGCCCAACUUCUGGGACGAUAUCAAUGCGUGGCAGGAUCUUGUUACGUGGCGUCAGCAUAUCUUCCAGCUCAUCAAUGGUGUCUACCUUGCUCUACUUCCGCCAAAUCAGAACAACGCCAGUGGUAACUCGUUCGCGUACCGGGGCUACCAUGAGACUGCCUGGAUCAUCAAUCGCUUUGCGCAUGUUGCUCGCAAGCACAAUCUCCCGGAAGUCUGCAUCAACCAGCUGGGUCGCAUUUACACGCUUCCUAACAUUGAGAUUCAAGAAGCUUUCCUCAAGCUGCGGGAACAAGCCAAGUGCCAUUACCAGAUCAAAGCGGACCUGAACAGUGGAUUGGAUGUUAUCAACAAUACCAACCUUAACUACUUCGGCCCGCAACAGAAGGCGGAGUUCUACACGUUGAAGGGUAUGUUCCUGGCGAAACUGGGACAGAAGAGCGAGGCGGGCGAGGCUUUCGGAACGGCAUUGUACUUUGACAUCAAGCUUCCGAAGGCUUGGGCAGAAUGGGGUCGUUACAACGACAUGCUGUUCAAAGAGGAACCGAACAACUUGGAGCGAGCCGAAGCAGCGCUUUCCUGCUACCUCGAAGCUGCCAGCCAGUUCAAGAACGCAAAGUCCAGGAAGCUGCUCGGACGCGUGCUGUGGCUGCUUAGCUUGGACAAUCCGGAGCGCAAGCUGGCGGAGAAGUUUGAGGAGUUCAAGGGUGAUACGCCGGCUUGGUACUGGAUUACGUAUAUCCCGCAGCUGCUCAACAGUCUUUCUCGACAGGAGGCGCCGAUCGCGAGGUCGAUUUUGGGGAAACUUGCCAAGACUUAUCCCCAGGCGUUGUACUGCCAUAUGCGCACGACGAGGGAGGAUAUGGCGGUUCUGAAGAAGAAUCACGAGAUGAAGGAGGCGAAGGAUAAGGCGGCCAAGGUUAAGCAACCACCUGCACAAGGAUCGCCGGUUGCGAAACAGGGAUCGCCAGAAGCGGGAUCGACGUCGGCGAAUGGAGAUACAAAGCCUGUUGCUAACGGUACUCCGAAUGGCACUGUCAAGACGGAAGGCGGACAGCAGGGUAGUCCGGUUCUCAACGGCCCACCAGCAGCUGGCGACACUCCCCCAGCGCCUAAGAAGCCUUGGGACCAGGUCGAGGAGAUUAGUGCGAUCCUCAAGACUGCCUUCCCACUGCUCGCCUUGUCCAUGGAGACCAUGCUCGACCAAAUUCAGAAGAACUUCAAAUGCCCUCCAGACGAAGACGCCUAUCGGUUGAUCGUGGCGCUGCUGAACGACGGCCUGUCCUAUGUAGGCCGCCAACCGAACCUGUAUGCGCGCGAGAUCAAACUCCCCACGUCCACGGAAGCAAACAUCACUCGUUUCGCGGAGUCGGUGCUACCACCGCAUAUCCGCAAGGCAUUCGAGAACGACUUUGUUAAGCACAAACCCACCAUGUACGAGUACAUCCAGAAGCUCAGGACGUGGAGAAAUCGCUUCGAGGAGAGGUUGGAUCGCAGGAAGCUGUCUAUUCCGUUGGAGACGUACACGCAUCAGCUUAGUGAAUUCCGGUUCUUGAAGUUUGAUGAUGUUGAGGUUCCAGGGCAGUAUUUGCAGCAUCGGGAUAAGAACUCCGAUUUUGUGCGUAUUGAGCGUUUCCUGCCGGACGUCGAUCUGGUGCGCGGGGUUGGUAUCUGUCAUCGACGCCUUAAGAUUCGCGGGCACGAUGGGAGUGUACAUCCCUUUGCCAUUCAAUUCCCGGCUGCAAGGAGUUCGAGACGAGAGGAGCGGAUCUUGCAACUCUUCCGCAUCUUCAACGGUAUCUUGGCGAAGAGGAAAGAGAGUCGCAGGCGGAACUUGCAGUUCCAUCUCCCGCUCAUGGUCCCCAUCACGCCCAGUGUGCGUAUGGUCCAGGACGACGCGUCGUACAUCAGCAUGCAGGGCAUCUACGAAGACUACUGCAGGAAAAACGGGCUCAAUAAGGAUGAGCCCGUUCUAUUCAGCAUAGAGAAACUCCGUGCCCUACAACCGCAGAAGAACAUCGAACACGCAACCUCAAUCCGCCUCGAAACCUUUGCCGCUGUGCAGGAAAAAUACGUCCCACCCACCGUCAUGCAGGACUUCUUCCGCAGCACCUUCCCCAACUUCGCAGACUUCUGGCUCUUCCGCCGCACCUUCUCCUACCAGCUAGCCGCAUUGACAUUCAUGACGUAUGUCAUGCACAUGAACACGCGUUUCCCGCAUAAGACGUCCAUCUCGCGCUCGUCGGGCCGGGUGUGGGGCUCGGAGCUCAUCCCCAGCAUGGCGGUCGGCAAGCCGAUCCUGCACAACUCGGAACCCGUACCCUUCCGCCUGACGCCGAACCUGCAAACCCUGCUCGGCCCGCUCAACCUCGAGGGCAUCUUCGCCCCCGCUGUCAUGUCCAUUGCGCGCUGUCUCAUCGAGCCUGAGGGCGAGCUGGAAAUGCAACUCGCUAUCUUCAUGCGCGAUGAAAUGAAUCAUUGGUUUACGAGCCAGCAUAAGAGCAGCCAGUUGACGCCCGAGGUGCUGCGUGAGUCCGUGAGCCAGAAUAGCGAGCUCGUGGUUAAGAGGGCUAGUGCGAUUGGGGUUUUCCCUCAAGGGGCGAAUUUGCCCGCGAAUCAGACGGUGGUUGAUCUUGUGGCGCAGGCGGUGCAUCCGUCGAAGUUGGCGAUGACGGAUCCGCUUUGGAUGGCAUAUUUGUAGGCAAUGAUGUGGGGUGUAUGGGGUGUUUUGGGUGGGGAUACAUUGUAUGGGGGUUUGUUUUGUGGCGAUUUGGAGUUUAGGGCUGCUUGUUUGUUUUGGCUAUUUGCGUGGUGUAAAAUGAGGGCGGGUGUUGUUUUUUAUCGUUAGUUUGGCGUGGUGGUACUUCGGAAGGCGCGCAAGGUGGUGUCAUUGUUUUGAGUUUAUAACGUAGUGGAUAUUUGAAUCAAGUCUUAUUCGAUGC